UAGUUCCGGGACUGCGCGAAAAGUGCGAUAAGUUCCGGUACGGUACAUGCAAUUAUCGUGAACAGGUGUAUACGUGCAGUUGUCUACGGAUGGCUUUGUACACGUUUGGUUAGGGUUUGUUUUUAAACAGGUCUAACAUUUUGCAAUCAUGUAAUUUAUUCGUGAUGAAGCUAUGGAUUGGAUGACCAAUUGUGCAUUUGUUGCUGCCGCUAGCUUAGCCACUUUUCAGCUGAAUUUGAUGAGGCUACGACGUCAGUGAAUGAUUGCCCACAACACGACACCAUGCAUAAGUAUCGAGUCCUUGGUAAGAAAGGCGAAGGGACCUUCUCUGAGGUGCUGAAAUGCCAGCACAUCAAGGAUGGGACGUAUUACGCCUGCAAGAAGAUGAAACAGACAUAUGACAGUUUGGAGCAAGUCAAUAACCUACGAGAGAUCCAGGCCAUGAGAAGACUGAGUCCACAUGAGAACAUUCUGGAACUGAUUGAAGUCAUCUUUGAUAAAAAGACAGGGACGCUAGCCUUACUAUGCGAGCUUAUGGACAUGAAUAUCUACGAGUUAAUACGAGGAAGAAGGCAUUACCUGGCUGAAACGAAGGUGAAAUCCUAUAUGUAUCAACUGUUGAAAUCCUUGGAUCAUAUGCACAGGAAUGGAAUCUUUCACAGAGAUGUCAAGCCGGAAAACAUACUUGUCAAAUUGGCCCGAGAAAAGGAUGACUUGUUGAAGCUGGCAGAUUUCGGUUCAUGUCGCAGUGUAUAUUCCAAACAACCCUAUACGGAGUACAUAUCAACAAGAUGGUAUAGGGCACCAGAAUGCCUCUUAACGGAUGGCUACUACACAUACAAGAUGGAUCUAUGGAGUGUGGGUUGUGUCUUUUUUGAAGUCCUAAGCUUACACCCGUUGUUUCCUGGUGCCAAUGAGGUAGACCAGAUUGCCAAGAUCCACGACAUCAUGGGCACUCCAGAUGCCAGCAUUCUUAACAAACUCAGAAAUAAAACAAGAGGGAUGAACUUCAAUUUCCCACCCAAGAAAGGCACGGGGAUCCAGAAGUUACUGCCCCAUGCCUCCCAGGAGAGCAUAGAGCUCAUCUUCCAGCUGUGUACAUACGAUCCGGAUGAGAGAAUAUCAGCCAAACAGGCUCUCAAACAUCCCUACUUCAAGGAUGUCAGAGAUGCUGACAAGAGGAAACACCAGCACGCCGCGGUGAAGAAAGCGGAGGAGGAAUCUGGCAAGAUGUCACCCAACUCAGUUGAUGAGGUCAACGCUAAGACCAAUAACAACAACAACAUCAUCAGCACCAAGGAGGUGGAUGUAACGUACCAACCACAGCAGAGGAGAAGGAGGAAACCUCGGCGAUUCCAGGAGCCAGACAAGACGUAUCACACAACCAGCCUCCUGCCCAAGGUGGCCCAGUCCAGCCAGAUCACGGCCUCCAAUGUCAGCAGUUUCCCCACUAUGUCCUCCUUCCCUUCCAGUACCUUUCCCAAGCUGCACACGGGGCCCUCCAUGCUGCCCAGUAUAGCUAACUCUCACUACAAUAAACACCAUCAGCACUCCAAAAAGACAACCACCUUCCAACAACCAACAAAAACUAUCUACGGUCACUACCAGCUUCCGUCCAUACACAAAGGAAAGGGGACACAGUUUUGAGCCACUGGAUCCCCCCCCUCCCCCCACCCACCUCCCGUUUCCGGUUCAUGUCUUCCUCCCGAUUGGUCGUCAGUAUCCAUGGAAACGCAUACCGUGAUUGUUUUAGAUGUGCUCGUGCCCAUCCACGUUUCGUUUACAAUUAUAAACCGACUCGUGAAAUGAAUAAUGGCGGAGACUACGUAAAACAAAAUAGUUGCGCUUGAACUUCUUCAACAUGUCAAGCAGGCCAGUGCAUUAUCACAGAUGGUGAAUUGGAAUGUGUGCUCAUUUUUUUUGGAAAUUCUUCAACUGUUUGAACACCAUGCGAUAAACAAGGGAAGCUGUUGCAGGCUCCUCGCAACAAUAUCUAGUGUGAAGGACACGUACACUUGUUGCUGGUCAACGUUUCUGGAGUCCAGAUGUGUAACCACCGGAGGCCGUUCUUCAAUGUUGCUGUUUUUCAACGUUCACAGAGUCCACAGCAGUUUUUUUGACACCAUGCGAAAUGGAAUGAUCCGUUAAGCGCCACCCAUUGCACACACACGGGCAUCUACCACGUGCGCAUAUCCAAUGCCACACUGCACGUUCCAGCCGUGCGCGUCAUACGUGCGUGCACGCAUGUCAGACUAUCGUGAGCACGCGCGUCAGACAUUAGUCCUGGUUGUGAUUGGUUGAAACACCAUUGGGCAUGGUCCAUUGUAAACCUCUUCAGUUUUGGCCAAGUCUGUGUCCAGAAUCAGGCUGGCAAUGCAUCUCGGGGGAAACAUCACACCAACUAGUUUUGCAUCUUGUGUGGGAUUCUGUCACUGAAACACCCAUUGGAUAGUUUUCUUCCAAUGGAUUUUGUAGGUUUUUUUGCAAUUAAUGACUUUUUAAGGACGAUGCACAGUCUACAUUGAAUGGUAAUUUUGUUCCAGUCAUUUAUAGUUCUUAUUGUGCAUUCUAAAGCCAUAUGUUACGCCACCCUUUUAUGAAGUAGAUAUAUUUCAAUGCAGAAUCUGUAAUGACGAGUCAGUCCAUAAUUGUAGAUUUUUGUAACAGUGAACUUGAACGUAGACUUGCCACAAAUAUUAACCCAAGCGGUAGUUGGCCAUAACAGUGUCUGUUGGCUGACUUGUGUGUUCCUUAAAAACCUGAAAAGUCCUUGCAGCCUUCAAACUUGGAAAGUUGUAAAACUGAGGCUGACGUGAAUCGUUACGCUGGCCUCAGGUUGACCUGUGAUUUGCUUGCGCAGCGACGGAACUAGCCUUGGUCAAUAGUGUACGUGAUGGUAUCUAGCCGCUAAAAAUAUAAACACUAGCUGUAUGCUAUGCACUCUAUGAAGUGCGAACAGUGACCUCAUGCGGCUACAAUAUGCAUAUCAGCUGGCGAAGGAUGAACAUUCGUUCUUCCCCAGCAACUGAUUAACGCCUUGACCAAGGCUAGUUCCGUCGUACUUGUAGGAUUAGAAGGCACCUGUGUGCCGUCUAAUUCUACAAGCAGUUUCGACGCAGGUCGAUAUGAGGCCGGCUUUGUGUAUCAUUGUAGUUUGAUCCAAACUGCGUUUUUAUGAUAAAUGCCUUUUGAUAUUCUAAAUAAUGAAUUCAAUUCACAGACCUCAUCUUUUGAACAUUCCUUUUUACAUUUUUUUAAAAUUCAAAAUUAUAAAUAUGUUCAAUGUUGACUUAUUUAUUCUAAACUCAAUUUUACCAUUUGAAAUCUCUGAUAUUUGCAGUGUUCAUUCAAAUACUGCCCAAAAAUCACUCUCUUGGUUGAAAACUUCCUUGAAAUUCAUUCAUUUGAAUAAGAAAAAGGUAUUGAAUGACAAGGUAGUACUCAAAAGUGUGAGAUUCAAAAUUGUAUUCAUAUGUGGUAAACUUUUAAUUGAAGGUUUUGGAACAAAAUCCGGUUCACUUAAUCCUAAACUUAGUGCACAUUAUGCAAAAUCAGCAAAAAUGAAAGCGCUGUUCCCACAAAUGUAGUUUUAUAGAGCUAUAGUUUUUUUUUUUUUUUGGGGGGGGGGGAACAGCAAUCCAUGUUUAAAUAUGCAUAGGUCUUUUAAAUGUAACAGUAAUUACAUGGAUUUAAUAAGUGUAUAAAUCCUGCAGAUACCGGUAGACAUGUAUGUUAUACCUACACAUUAUCUUCAAGCAAACUUGAAUCCUCGAUCCUGAUUGGUCGAUCCAUGGCAACAACAGUGUGAUGUCAUACCAAAUAGCAUGGUCGAUAUCGCACUCUGCGUAUCACGCCAUUCCAAGAUGCGUGCGCCAUUCCUUCUGCACGCCCGUAGAAUGCGAUAACUGCUGAAAAGUUUGUGAACAGGUUGCGUGUUCCAUCUUAACUGUGUCUCAAGUUAGCUUGAAGAUAAGUUCGUUAUCCCACUUGCGCUCGUAGUGCGUCUUGCACCUCACGUACCACUGGGUCUUCAGCCUCAUGGUAUUUGGGACACAGACGCACUAUAUUUUUCUAUGUUCCACUCGCGCUCGUGGGAUAACUAAUAACGUAGGCCCCGACAGCAUUGCACAUGCAGCAAUGUUUCCAUGUAGGAUUAACCCCAACAGAACUCAACCCAUCAAAUCCCAACAGCAUGUAUUGUUGGAAUCUGUCAGAAUGGGUACAGUACCCCUAAACUGACAAUCUUUUACAUUGGGUUGGCACACCUCCAGAAACUAAGUCAGAAAUAUGUGUGUGCAGUUUCCCAUAUGGUGUUGGAAUUUGCCAGGAUGGGUAUGGUUCCCAGUAAAUCAUGCUAGGGAGUUACGGUUAAUAGAAUUGCACUUCCCUGCGGUAAGAAUUAUAUACAUGAUCACCCAUCUGGAAAAGACUUGAGAGAAUGAAGUCCUUUUCCGUCCAACAGUAAUGGGAGAUUUGAAACUGCAUCCUGUGAUCCUCAAAUGAGCAUUCCAGUGCAAGUUACAUAAUAUGGUUUUGCCAACCAACAUGUAAAGAGAUGAAACAUUUCAAGUUUUUAAAUCCAGUUAAGACUGCUGGAGAGAGCAAAACGUCGAGAAAAAAAA
Molecule: messenger RNA, 4622 nt
Organism: Patiria miniata (bat star)
Lineage: Eukaryota; Metazoa; Echinodermata; Asteroidea; Valvatida; Asterinidae
Gene: mok
Product: MAPK/MAK/MRK overlapping kinase-like
Exons: 14
Coding region: 283-1647 (454 amino acids)
Biological process (GO): protein phosphorylation; intracellular signal transduction
Cellular component (GO): nucleus; cytoplasm
Molecular function (GO): ATP binding; protein serine/threonine kinase activity
Source: RefSeq, a predicted model, not a curated record